Cucurbitaria berberidis CBS 394.84 is the source of this 1705-nucleotide messenger RNA. RefSeq names its product major facilitator superfamily transporter. The record is from RefSeq and is a predicted model, not a curated record. The transcript has 7 exons. Gene Ontology annotation, cellular component: membrane. Gene Ontology annotation, molecular function: transmembrane transporter activity. NCBI's taxonomy places the organism in Eukaryota, Fungi, Ascomycota, Dothideomycetes, Pleosporales, Cucurbitariaceae. Gene Ontology annotation, biological process: transmembrane transport. Bases 1 to 1491 code for a protein of 496 amino acids.
AUGACAAUGCCAGUGGCGACGACUAUCCCGCGGGACAGAUGGUGGAAAGUCAAAUGGUUUUCUGACGACGACACCAAGGAAGAGCGACGGCUCAUUACCAAGAUCGACAUGUUUCUGGUUCCGUACUCUGUCCUGGGCUACUGGGUGAAGUACAUCGAUCAAUCGAACUUAAAUAAUGCCUACGUCGCUGGUAUGAAGGAGGAUCUCGGCUUUGAUGGGAAUGAGCUUGUCCAGUUACAAACGCUGUUUACGCUCGGCUCCGUGCUGGGCCAGAUUCCUUUCUUGUUUAUUAUGACCUAUAUCCCUAUUCAGUGGCUCAUCCCCGCAUGCGAUAUCCUGUGGGGAGUUUUCACACUCUUGCAAUACCGGGUCCAUUCAUAUGCCGAACUAGCAGCGUAUCGUUUCAUGAUCGGUUGGUUCGAAGCUGCAUUCUUUCCUGCAAUGCACUAUGUCUUCGGUUCUUGGUAUCGAGGGCAUGAGAUUGCCCGUCGUGGUGGCAUCUUCUACACUGGACUGGGGGCCGGUACACUUACAGCCGGUCUUAUCCAAGCUGGCGCUUCUAAAGGACUCGAAGGUGUUCACGGUAUGGAAGGCUGGCGAUGGAUGUACAUCAUCUGUGCCAUAAUCACGAUCCCCGUCGGUAUCCUCGGUUUCUUUGUAAUCCCGGGAACUGUCGACCAACCAAACCGCUGGGUUGUCAACGACAACGAUAUUGCAGUUGCUCGCGACCGUCUUGAGAAGCACGGGCACGUGUUACAUGGCAAGAUGAAAUUUGGCCACGUUAAGAGAACACUCCUUUCUCUCCGCUUUUGGACCGUUGUCACCACCGAUGUGCUCUUUUGGAACGCCGGUAUCCACAAAAACACAGCAUCCUUCUUGCUGUGGAUCAAAUCGCUCCGCCGUUACAGUCCGGCACGAAUCAAUGAGCUUGGAACAAUUUCUCCGGCUCUCGGUAUUGCAUACACGCUCAUCGCAUGUUUUGCUUCGGACAUGUUCCUUGGACCAGCGUGGGCAAUCACGUUCUGUUCUGCGUUCAAUGCUUUAGGUCUCAUCUUUUUAACCAUAUGGACCGUCCCGGAACCCGCCCUUUGGUUCGGCUUCGCGACGAUGUACUGGUCCAAUGCACUGUCUAGCGUGUUUCAUGGCUGGGUCAAUAACCUGCUGCGCGACAGUCCCGAGGAGAGAAGCUUUACACUAGUACUUAUCAACCUACUAUCUCAGUCGUCGACCGCCUGGACACCUUUACUUACGUAUCCUACCGUGGAGGCGCCUCGGUACCGCAAGGGUUAUUCGUUUUGUUUGGGUUGUGCUCUUGCCCUCAUUGUCUUCACUUGGAUCAUGCACUAUUACCUUAAGCGAGAUAAAAGGUCGGCAAAGAGUGAUUCGGACGUGGAGAUGGAAGCUCGCGAGGACGAUGGUUCAAAGCCCGUGGUACAGAGGCUUUGUGUCGACGGGCGGGUCGGAGGUAUUCGCAGGGAUGACCCCUCCUAAAAUUGCGAUGGUUGAAGGCGGGAGGAAUACGGCUGUGUGCUCUUGUCGUGCGAAGAGAGAAAUCGGUGCCAGAGUUUCCCAAGAGGCUAUCUGGGCUGGAGAGUGUAGUACGGAUGACGCAAGGGCAAUGGGGGAAUUAGCUACAAACAGCGCGAUGGAAAUAAAGUGAUACAUUAUGUUUGGGGCAAGUUGUCGCAGUUUGAAAUCAGUUGCC